UUCCCGUGAUGUGAUGUUGAUCUUCGGGUGGAUGGCGCGUGUAGUGUUAUAAGUGUUGAUUUUUUUCGCGGAUUAUUCAAGUGUCUAUGGUUUAGAUCGAUAUUUCACUCAACAGCCAUGAGUUGGCGAGAUGAUAUUGUUGCUAAAAUACAAAAUAGGAACCGAGAGCAAGUCUCUAGUUUCGAGGAACUGAUAGUCACACAUAAUCGCCUUUUUGAGAAUUUCCUGGCCCUGAAAAGUGAAAAUGUUCAAUUAUCAGUUUUGAAUGAAAAACUGCGUGUUGGUAGCUUUGAACAAUCAAAAGCCGGAUCAUCUGGAGGUGGAGAUGCUGCAUUCACAGAAAGAAUUCUUACUCUCGAACAGAAACUUCUAAGCCAGCAGGAGGAGCUCACCGAGUUGCACAAACGGCGUGGUGAAAAUGCUCAAAUGCUGGUGGAUCUGAAUGCCACUCUUCAAGAAAAAGAAAAACUACUUGCUUCGAAGGACGAAAGUUUGCUGCAAAAUGACAAGACUAUAGCAAGUUUGCGAGCAGAAAUUGAAAUGUACAAAAAAAGCCGUAAAGAGCUUGAAGACAUGAAUCAAGUUUUGAAGGAUGAAUAUCAAGCCUUACACCUAGCUUUUACUCAUCUUGAAGAAAAACUACGUAAAGUACAGGAUGAAAACAGAGAAAUGGUGGAGAGGCUUAUGAAGUACAAAACUAAAGAUGCUGAAAAAAUGAACGAGGAAAAUGAAAACUUCAUCAGAAAAAAACAAAUCAAACUCCAAAAAGAACUAGAAGAUGCUGCAAAAGAUACUCUAGGGUUUACACCUGAUAAUCUCUUCAAAGAUAUGCUGCCACCUCCUAUUCAAGCAGUCGCUGGUGUACCCACCAAACCGUCCAUUGUGUUCACUGCUCACAAUGGAGAAGUGAAUGCCAUCAAAUUUAGCCCUGUGGACAAAGUCAUCGCCACUGGUGGUGCAGAUAGAUUGGUGAAGCUAUGGGAUAUCUCGAAAGGUAUCCAAGAGAGUAGGGGGGUUAUGCAGGGUAGCAACAAAGGAGUUAUGUCCGUUGAAUAUGAUACCACUGGAGGCCUAAUCUUAGGAGCAUCAAAUGAUCAUGCAUCCCGUGUAUGGACUACAAGCGACAUGCGAUUAAGGCAUUGUUUGACCGGCCACUCAGGAAAAGUUUUAGCUGCUAAAUUUCUAGGAGAGGCCACUAAAGUAGCAACAGGGAGCCAUGAUAGAGUUCUCAAAAUCUGGGACCUUAGAAGUAGAGCCUGCGUGGAAACGAAGUUUGCCGGCUCUUGUUGUAAUGAUCUAGUUCCAGCCGACAGCUCUGGCACUACCAUCAUUAGUGGUCAUUUUGACAAGAAAAUUAGAUUUUGGGACACAAGAACAGAAUCUGCCAAUAAAGAAAUAGAAGUACAAGGAAAAGUUACCUCUCUAGAUUUAUCUCGUGAUUUUAAAUACUUACUCGCCAGUGUCCGAGAUGACACCCUUAAAGUAAUUGACUUACGCACUUAUCAAAUCCUAUCCACUUUUAGUGCGGACGGGUUUAAAGUAGCAUGUGAUUAUACUCGUGCAGUAUUCAAUGGAGACUGUAACUAUGUUUCUUGUGGGUCUGCAGAAGGUGCUGUCUACGUUUGGGAUGUACUGAGCACAAAAUUAGAAGUAGUUUUACCAGAUGCACACAAGAAUGCAGUGACGGCCGUCGCAUGGUGUCCUAUUACAAAUUAUCUAGCUAGUGUCGAUCGCUCUGGUCAAGUUGUAAUUUGGGCAGAUACUUAGCAGGAGGCCAGAGAGGAAUCCAGCAGUGAUUCUUGAAUUCACCAUGCACAACCCUCUGAUCUUUCCACUGCUUCCGUCUUCUUCCCCUUUUCAUUCUCCAGUUUUAUUUGCUUUUGAUGUCAAGUUUUUACAUUUGUUGAUGUUUCAUUUUGUGUGAAUAACACUUGCUGUUGUUAAUAAGUAAUUUGAGUUCUCGUGAAUUUAAGUUUUAUUUUUAUCCACGUUCUUUUAACUUUUUGGAAGAUCGCAACUUUUACACUAAUUUUGAGUGAUCUUACCUAAUCAACAAUGUACACUUAAUUUGCCAGAAUGGGCCAACCGACCAGAUCUGAAUCUAAUACUUUUUAUUUCAUAUUCCCUCUUCAAAAUUUUUUUCAGAAUACAAUGCUCAUUACAGAAAAAUUAUUAAUUCAGCUCGCAAGUUAGAUAGGUAUUGGCAAUAAUUACUCUCUACCUUACCUAAUCUGUCUUGUCAUUAUUAAGUAAUUUUAAACCGAAUAUUAUUUGGCGCAGGGCUUAGUUUUCGACUUUUUUUCCUAAUUUUGAAAAGAAGCCGUGUAAUGCAUUCAGAUCUUUCUUGUUGCCCCAUUGAGGAGUCAAGAGUAGGAUAACCUGUGAGAUAAUCUUAAUCAUCAAGUCUCCGCUAGUGGCAUUGCACCCUUAGCUUAAAAUGAGUGCUACCUAUAUUAUGCCUUUUCCAAAAAAAAAACAUCCUUUCGACCCUCCAGUAAUCCAACAUUUACUUUAAUUCAACUUUUGUUGUAAGAAAACUCCUUAAUAAAUAUGUUUCUUGGUCUGUUUUCCUGCAAUUUUAGAAUCUGAAAAUAUUGAAUAACUGAAAGAAUGAUAUUGCUGCAGAAUUCAGUGUUUAGUCAGAAUUCAGUUUUGCAAAACAUCACUCGGAUUUGUCUCUCAAGGAGGAAAAAAUAUUUUUGUGCAAAAUUUGCCGUUUUAAUUUCAUAUCUGGACCCUUGUGUGACUUCAGACUCAAUAGUUUCUCUUUUUAUAAUGAUAUCAUUUAACUGCUGCUGACAAACGUUACCUUGCACGAUCAAGAAUUGCAGCUUUUCCUAUUUGCAGCUUCAAUCGUAGCCUUGUCUGUAAUCUAUGUGAAGCAUAUCUACUUAUGAAAAUAUACGCACUGGUCAAGUAAUCAAAACUGUUUAACGCAACAUCCUCUAGAAAUCCAAACAAUUGCUGUUACAAGGUUUUGAGAGAAAUAUCAAAUUCGAUUUAAAAGGGACUCAGUUGCACUUAAGUGUUCAAACUUUGAACUCCUUUACCCCAGAAAUCAAAGAGCCUCUGAUGGUUGUCAGAAAAGUUAUCAUAACUGAUAAUAAAAUCAGUUCUUUACUUUUCUAAUGUUUGAAGUUUCAACUCUUAAUUUUUAGGCACUUUUUGUCAAAACUAUCAGCAUCUUCUCAGUGAAACUAUCACGGAAAGAAAAAUUCAUCAGGAAUUUUAUUUAAUUUUCAAUACCACUUUUCACAGGAUUUUAAGCUUUCUCUCAUUUUGAAUUUCAGAAAGCAACUUGAAUUUUUUUAAUUCAGAAAGGUAUUUUUACUCUUUUUUUUGCAGAGAAGUGUAACAUUUUUGAUCUCAUCUCUCUGGUAACUUCAGUCGCAAAACUUUGCAUCAUGAAGUAUGAGUAGGUAAAACUUGUUGUUAGUGCUGAAAUAUGAUCGACUAGAAUAAACUGCAGGGUGGUAAACUUCACUGGAGGUGCUUUUUGAGACUCAUUCGCUCAUAGUCUUUAUAUGAUACUUUAAUGGACUUAAUAAACUCAUUGUUGUCCUAGGGUAGGCUAAUUUUGUGACUAAUAAUCGGUGUACAGCCCUUGGCAUUAAUCAGUGCAGUAAGUCAUCAAUAUAUUGAGCACAGAAGUGGCCAGUAUUAAACUUACCUAAGUGAAACAAUUUUUGAGUAUUGUAAGUUUUUUUUUUUUAUUAUUUUCUUUUACUGGCAAAUAUUAUAGUGAGGGAUCGUGAAAUAUUUGUUUCUGUGAUAUUCUUUCCUGAGUAAAAAGUAAUUUUUCACCUGUAAACUCGUGGUUCCCAACUCCAAUUUCCAAAAAGCAAUGCUCAGGUUAAAGCCAUUGAAAUACCUGAUGCUUUAAGAAUCUUAUAGUGAUAUGCACAGUUGGAUGGACUUAAGUAGAAUAGCCCAAUUACAUUCUGAAGUUCCCCUCUUGUUUUGUUUUCCUAACAGAGAGCAAGUCAACACUCUGAAUUAAAAGUUUUGUUCAUUCUUUAUUACCUAUGCAGAGGAAAUACACGGGAAGUUACAACGCCUCAGACUGUUCAGCCUCCAUUUCAAAACGUAAAACAUGAGGGAAAAUUAGGGGCAAUGUGAAUUGUAAAAAAGCUAAUUAGACAUAAUAAAGCUUUCCAGCAGUAAACAACGUCUCCUCCCAUUUUAAAUGUUUUGUAAGUUCAAUUAUAAAUGGUUACAACUCAAAAUAUAACAUGUAGGUAAGCUAAGCAUUGUUUAUUUUUUUUUAACAUAAAACCGUUCAUUAUUUUCACUUUCAUAUUAGGAUCAAAUAAUUUCUCAUUCUUUUCUUUGAAGUGCAUACUCCUUCAUUCUUACGAGAGAAUUUUCUCCUUGAAGAGAGGAGGAGAUGGAAGAGAAAUUUGUUAUUUUAAAUUUUCAGUUUCCUAAUUCCUCAAGGUCCAAAACUUACCUGCCUCCAGCUUUUAAUUAUAAUCAAAAUAACACCAUGUUCCUUUUUAUCAAUGGUGCUGCUUUUAAGUCCAAUUUCUUUCUUUUUUUUCAUUUUUUUAUAUUUUUUUUAUGAAUCUGUUUUUUAUUUUAUUUUAAUUUAUUCAUACUUUCUUUUCUAAAAAUAUAAAAUGUUUCAAUUCUAUUAAACUGCAUUGAACUCACUGUCUGCAACACAUUAAUAAUAACUGGGAAAGAUGCAGUAGCGUAGAUAGGGGAGGGGGUCCCGGUCUGCUCCCCCUUAGCCUCGUUAAUUGUACCCUUUUUUUACUUUUGGAGGACAGACAAAAUAUAAUCAGGGAUGUACACAAAAUAAUGUAAAUGGACCCCCCCCCCCUAAAGAAUUCUUAGCUACGCCACUGGAAAGAUUCCAAAAUUGAAGAAGGAAAUGCUCAGUGAAAAAUUAUGAUUCUCAGUUAAUUCUUUAUUUUUUGUUUGCCAACUUGUAAACGUGAUCCAUAAGAUUUAGAUAAGGUAUAUACCUCGCUUGUGCGAAGGGAUAGUCACUUGCCUACUCAGAUGUGAGCAGUUACUCACUCUCAAGUUGUGCAGAUUGAAAAACGGAAUGAGUCAGUUCAACUCAAGAGGAAUGAGCCGACAAACAUUUGUAUCCUACAGUAUUUGACACAAGAAAAAUCAUGAGGAAAUCGAGAUCUUGAAACAUCUUGUCUCAGCAAAAAAAUUGUGUCUGCUUUUUGCAGGGGCAGUUUCAAUGCGUUUGAAAGUAAGCAUUUGCAUUAGCUCAGGAAGUAGAGAAUGUGUAAUACAUAAAUACAAUGGUGUAUGAACGGUAGCUCUGGGCUCAAAACUGUACCAUCUAUCUUUGAAUCUUGCACUGUUGGACAAGACACCCCUAUCAAAUUCCACAAAGAAUUGUGCUGCCAUAUUGACCAUGACUUUUUGCUGCUCUAGCCUUGAUGAGCGUACAACUUAAAUCCCUUUCAAAUCUACCUAAUUUUUCAAUUUUGAGCAUGAAACUCCCUCCAGCUUGCAGUCAUCAAAAUAAAAAAAAAUCUAGGAAUACUGCUGUAGGCCCAGUUCACUCAAUAUUUCUAAAACAUACGAUAACAAAAUUGACUUAAACUGACUCAUUCUAUCAAAAUUGCUGAAAAACGUGUUAAUAAUGUACACUUGUAUGGAUGUUAUUCAUGAAUGUGAUACUGGUCAGGUUCUUUGAUGUUCUCCUUUCCUAGAUUAUCUCAAACUCCCGCAUGAGCAGUCAAAUCCUCACCCAUAAAUCUCUAAGCGUAGUUUAGUAAUUACCUGUUUAAAUGAUAAAAAAAGUAUUUUUGGAAUGUAUAUUACAGUAAUUUUACUUCAUAGAGACCUGAUCAAUUGUGUAUACUUAGCUAAAUACUGUAUUUUCAAAA
Bemisia tabaci is the source of this 5858-nucleotide messenger RNA. RefSeq names its product Autophagy-related 16 (gene Atg16). The record is from RefSeq and is a predicted model, not a curated record. Lineage: Eukaryota; Metazoa; Arthropoda; Insecta; Hemiptera; Aleyrodidae. Gene Ontology annotation, molecular function: protein binding; protein-membrane adaptor activity. Gene Ontology annotation, cellular component: autophagosome membrane; Atg12-Atg5-Atg16 complex; phagophore assembly site membrane. Gene Ontology annotation, biological process: autophagosome assembly.